GCCGCUACAUUUAAGACCGGGCAUUUGGUUGUGUGCAAGAUCAUUCCUCAAUCAUGGCUUCAGAUGAUUUUGAUAUUGUAAUAGAAGCAAUGCUGGAAGCUCCUUACAAGAAUAAAGAGGAGGAAAGUCAAACCAAGGAGACAAAAAAAGAACAGGAGAGCAGCAGCAGCAAUCAGACUGGCAACCAUGAACGCCAUCACCGUAGCAGCAGUAAGAAAAGGUGUCGCACUCAAAGCAGAGAUCGCAAAAGAAGCCGCAGUCGAAGUAGGGACCACCACAAGCGGCGAAGCAGCAGAGAUCGUCGUCGCAGCCAUGAACAUAGGCGCAGGAGCCGAAGUCGUAGUAGGCGUCAUAGUUCACGGAGCCACGAUAGGCACAGAGAUGAGCGAUCACGACACCGCAGCCCUGGACGGCGUCACACCCGUAGUAGGAGCCGCAGUCCACGAAACAAACAAAAGACCCCCCCAAGGGAACCUGAGGCUAUUCUCUCCCCAGAGGAACGAGAUGCACGUACAGUUUUCUGCAUGCAACUAGCAGCUCGCAUUCGAUCACGGGAUCUAGAGGACUUCUUCUCUGCUGUUGGCAAGGUGCGAGAUGUGAAGAUUAUUUCAGACAGGAACUCUCGUCGGUCCAAGGGUAUUGCAUAUGUAGAGUUUUGUGAGAUUCAUUCUGUGCCGCUGGCCAUUGGAUUAACAGGACAGAGGUUACUGGGCGUUCCAAUAAUUGUUCAAGCUUCACAGGCAGAAAAGAAUCGUCUGGCAGCCAUGUCAAACAACUUGCAGAGGGGGAACUUUGGGCCCAUGCGUCUGUAUGUAGGAUCCCUACAUUUUAAUAUCACAGAGGAAAUGCUGAGAGGCAUCUUUGAGCCAUUUGGAAAAAUAGAAAACAUUCAGCUUUUGAAAGAACCAGAUACUGGAAGAUCCAAGGGCUUUGGAUUCAUUACAUUCACAGAUGCAGAGUGUGCUCGGCGUGCUCUAGAACAACUGAAUGGAUUUGAACUAGCAGGGAAACCCAUGAAAGUUGGACAUGUGACAGGCGGUGGUGAUGCUUCAUUCCUGGAUAGUGAUGAACUUGAGCGCAAUGGCAUUGGCCUGGGAGCAACUGGUCGCCUGCAACUUAUGGCUAAGCUGGCCCAAGGGACAGGCUUACAAAUUCCACUUGCUGCCCAAGCUGCUCUGCAGUUAAAUGGAGCAUUUCCACUCACUGCACUAAACCCAGCACUCACUGCACUUACCCCAGCUCUCAAUCUGGCAACACAACAGGGCUUCCAACUUUCAAAUAUCUUCAACCAUCAAGCCAUGUAAAUUGCGGGCCUUCAUUUCUCCAGAUCCAUUUCAGAUUCUGCUCCAACGGAUACUCCAUGUUGCACAGAUUUGGAAGCUACAGUAUCCAUUAUAGAUUGUAUAUUCUGUAAUGAAAGCAGUGCUUCUUAAAUAAUAAAAGUGAGCCCUCCUGCUGAAAGUCCAUAGGCGUAGUCUAGAUUUAAUGGUUCUUUGCUAGCAUUGAAAAAAAUAAUGCUUAUGUUUUGGUACCGCGAUGUGGGUUUCUCUCUGUCCUGGACAUGUUCACUUUUUAAAGGAGAAGGAAAGGCUAAAACUAAGUAAGCUUUAUCAGAAAGGUUUAUAUAAAUACACCAGUAAACCCUCAAAGUAAUGCUGCUCUGAGUCCUCUGUCAAAAGAAACACUGCAUUUCUUUCCUUCUAUUGUGUACACAUGGGCUUUUGUAUCAGACUUCCUGUUUUAAGCUUAAACCUCCAGGGCUAGGGCUUGAGCAUGCUCAGUUUGCUCCUCUCUCCCUCUCCCCCUCCCUGCUGUAAUCUGAGCCCAGAGCUAUGAGUGAGCAGGGAGAGACUCAGGCAGGAAGUGAUGUCACACCAAGCUAAUAUGGCAGCUGCUAUCAUAAACAAACAGAGAGCUUCUAGAGCUGUUUACUCAGGCAUGGUAAAACAUUCUGCAAAAUAAAUAUAGUGUUCUAGCUUGCACUAUUGUGGUUAAUCUAUUGGCAAUAAGAUGCCUCUGAGCUUUCCUUCUCCUUUAAUGCCUUAUUCCAUUCUACCCUUCAAACACUCC
Messenger RNA from Xenopus laevis (African clawed frog), 2070 nucleotides. It is a transcript of the gene rbm23.L, whose product is annotated as RNA binding motif protein 23 L homeolog. Gene Ontology annotation, molecular function: RNA binding; nucleic acid binding. Gene Ontology annotation, cellular component: nucleus. The record is from RefSeq and is marked provisional. Lineage: Eukaryota; Metazoa; Chordata; Amphibia; Anura; Pipidae. Gene Ontology annotation, biological process: mRNA processing.